This is a messenger RNA of Grus americana (Whooping crane), 2849 nucleotides long. It is a transcript of the gene TATDN1, whose product is annotated as TatD DNase domain containing 1. The record is from RefSeq and is a predicted model, not a curated record. Gene Ontology annotation, molecular function: 3'-5'-DNA exonuclease activity. The transcript is spliced from 7 exons. Bases 2354 to 2812 code for a protein of 152 amino acids. NCBI's taxonomy places the organism in Eukaryota, Metazoa, Chordata, Aves, Gruiformes, Gruidae. Gene Ontology annotation, cellular component: cytosol.
AACUUUUGAUGACUAUAAAUUGACUUGUAGCAAUUUACAGGAGUGUUUUUUAUCUUAUGUUCUACCAGAUAACAUUUUGUCAGGUAUAGACCUGCAAUUUGCAUGGUUGGAUCUGGGAUUUUUUUGCAGAAACAGGUAAAGAAAGAUCCCUACGUUCAAGUAGUGCUAUGUGCUAAAUUUUGCUACCUACCUGGAGUUGACUUAGUGUGUCUCUUUCUGUAAAACUGAUCAGAAUUUGUGGGGUUUUGAAUGUGACAGAUGUUCAUUCUUGCUAAUAGUCAAGAACUCUCAGAGACUCAUUGGGAGAAUAACAGAACUGUAGUGUGUGAGAGAAGAACUAGGCUGAGUGAAAGGCAUGGGGAAGGAAACAGACCUGUCAAAAAGAGUAAGUCAGCAGUGGAAAAAUAAUGAGCUUUUAAGGGAGGUGUUAGCUGGGAGCAGAUAAUUGAGAGCUGAUGAAAAGGUGAUCUUGGGAGCUGGAGAGAUCUGUGUUUUGAAGUAAUACAUGCAGCAUAGAUACUGAGUGGAAAGAAGCUAGCACAGCCCCUAAAAUCAGCUUGCAUUCUUGUAGUGAGAACUUCUGUGUACAGAGGGAACUGACUGAAAGAUGUAGGUGAUAAAUUCAAAUAAGAUGAGUGAUUAAUGAAUUGGGCUUGCUUAUUACUGUUCUAAGUAAAUUAGUCACUGGGGGGCAGUGGUUAGUUGAUUUUUUUUUCUAAUUGCUGCAUAUUAGCAAUAGAUAGUGUUAAUUUCUUCAUAAUGCUACAGUCAUACAGUAAAAUAUUCAGCAAAGUGGACAGAACUUUUUUCCUGGUAGAAUUCAGUGUACAGCUCAGCAAAGCACACCUUGGAGCAUAACCUGUUUCUUUUCUGUGGCAAAUUAAAACACUAGUGGAGUAAUAAUGUUUUAAGAUUCUUAUUGCCUUGAUGUGAUUGGGAGGAAAAAAAAAUCUAUCUGAUUUUCCUUAUCUGAUGGACUGCAGCCGAAGACCUGUAGAGAAAAACUUCUAAUCAAAUGCACUGAAAUUGGGUUGUGAGGAAAGAGGUGACAGGGUGGAACAGAAAUACCUUUUAAAGUGGUAGGUGAGUCCUUUCUAAUUAAGGUUGAUAAUGACAGAAAGUCUUUAUCUGAGCUAUUUCAGUGAAUCAUAUGAAAUACAUAAAUCUAGUUUCUCAGAGCUCUUUGGGAACCCUUCCUGGAAAUUGAAGUUGGAACGAGGUGGUUGAUGAAAAAGACAGAAAGCAAGAAAUACGAGGGAGUGAAGAAAUAUUGAAAGCCUCAAGGACAGAUGCCUGCCAACGUAGUGUUUGUAAAUUCUGUAUUUUCUAAAUACAACUUUCCCUGCUCUUCACCCUCCACGUGUUUGUGAAACAUGGUCAGGGUUUGGGGUUGUAUUCAUUUUUGCUAAUUGAGUGCUAUGGAGUUGGGACAGUCAGGCUUUCAUGAGCUUUAGCAGACUGGAUGGUGAGUUUUUUUGAAUUAAUAUUCAAUGUAUGCUUGAUAAAUGAGCUAAAAAAAGGAAGGCAAAGUGUGAAAUGUAUGGAGGCAGGUCAGCCGUUUUCAGCUGAUCCAUAGGUCAGGUGUUGUAGCAGUCACUGGAAUAGCUAGCAAGCAGCUGCAGAGUUACCCUGUAGAAGUAUGGUAGUUUCCCAGUGGGUACUAUCUGAGCGUGACCUCUCUUUUGUUUAAUGUUUAAUCGUUAUUUUCUAGUUAGUUAUGUUGUGUGUGCUUCUGGGUAAUUUUCACCUGUAAAAAAUGAACAUUGUUUUUUUUAUCCUUUUUCUUGGAUUGAAAAGCUAAUAAAGAUGAGAAGCUAAUAAAGAUGAAAUUCCUUUGUUGAAGCAGCCCUAAGAACUUUUUUGUGAGAAUUUUUCUGCAUUCUCAUAACUUUUCCAACAGAAAAUUGUGAUUUGAGUGGUAGAUGAAGGCAGUACCUUCAUCUAACUACGGUGAAGGUCACAUUAUAAAUGGACUGAUAAGUAUAUAGAAGUUUCACUUCUGCUGAGCUACUGGGAGGGGUUUAGCAAGUGGAAACAGGAGUUUCCUUUAACAAAUAGGAGAUGAACAAAAUCACAUGCACUGUUAUUCAUGCACGAACCCAGAAUUGUUUGUCUAGGGAUAUUCUACCUCAGCAAGGCCAAUUUGCUUCACUUCCUUUAGUGUCUUGAUCCCAAACCUGAAAAUACCACAGUAUUUGAACCUGCAAACAUUGAGAAUGCUUACUGAGAAGCAACAUAGAACCAACAUAUAUUGAAUGACAGUCCACUCGCCCAAAGGAAAAGGUUGUUCCUUCAGCACUGGAACUAGUAUUUUGAAAAACAAUUUGACCUGUCAGAACAGACACAACUGCCCAUGUUUCUUCACUGUAGAAACUCACACGCUGAAUUUUUAGACAUAAUGAGAAGAAACCGAGAUAGGUUUGUAGGAGGGGUGGUACAUUCUUUCGAUGGCACAAAGGAAGAAGCAGCAGCUAUAUUAGAUUUGGAUCUUUAUAUUGGAAUAAAUGGCUGUUCAUUGAAAACAGAAGCCAACUUGGAAACACUGAAAUCAAUUCCUAGUGAACGAUUAAUGAUAGAGACUGAUGCGCCUUGGUGUGGAGUGAAAAAUACUCAUGCUGGAUCCAAAUACAUUAAAACUACAUUUCCUACAAAAAAAAAAUGGGAAAUAGGGCACUGUUUGAAGGACAGAAACGAACCCUGCCAUAUAAUUCAAAUACUGGAAAUAAUGGCGGCAAUAAGAGAAGAUGACCCACUUGAGUUGGCCAAUACUCUAUAUAACAACACUAUUAAAGUUUUCUUUCCAAAUAUAUAAAGUUGUUGUUCUUACAUUUAUUCAGCAUAACUUCAGU